Molecule: messenger RNA, 795 nt
Organism: Neoarthrinium moseri
Lineage: Eukaryota; Fungi; Ascomycota; Sordariomycetes; Amphisphaeriales; Apiosporaceae
Exons: 3
Coding region: 1-795 (264 amino acids)
Source: RefSeq, a predicted model, not a curated record
AUGCACCACACCCGCCGCAAGUCCGGCCAUGCCUCGACGAACACAUCCAUGACCGAUGUGCGCAAGGCCGUCACCGUCUCAGAUCUCUCGCGUUCACGACGGCCUCAAACUCUGUCGAGGAAGAACACGCCGCAGACCGUUACCAAGCUCGGGAAGAACCCUCGCGACCGCGAACGGGAAUGGGAAGAAGCCCGCGGGUGGGAAGACGAGCGGGAGACCUUUCCCCAAUACUGCAUGAGCUGUGAGAAACAAUUUAUCCCCCAAGACGAGCGAUUCCUAUACUGCUCCGAGGCAUGUCGCAAGUAUGAUCAGAACUCAAGUUCUGUUGCAUCACAAUACCCACCAUCAAGACAUGACAGCUAUGGUAGCUUGCCGUUCUACUCGGCGGGCGACCCAGAACCCCGCGACAUUAUCCCGCGGGCCUCGCCAUCACGUCCCAGCUCAACGUACUUCUCCCCUCCCACCACACCAACCAGCACGCAGUAUACGAGUGCGGUUUCUGCCUUGAGGUCACUGUCCAUACGACCUCCCAGCCCGCCUUCGCCAACGACGAGUAGCGCCAGCCUCUGGCCAUUCACUCGAACAGCAGCGACGAGUCCCAGCACGUCCUACGCGAAGCCCUCCAACUUUUACUCGUCAACAUACGACUCUGGCUACGGAGCUUCCGGCUAUCAGUAUGGAUACGGGUACGCCUCUGCCGGCGUGGCUUCGGAUCGACCUCUACCGUCCAGGAAACCAGGGGGCUACGGCCGGCCAAAAAGCAUCGAACUAGUGACGCCCAUGGUCGGUCGCUGA